Messenger RNA from Vicia villosa (hairy vetch), 1089 nucleotides. RefSeq lists its product as uncharacterized. The transcript has a single exon. Bases 10 to 876 code for a protein of 288 amino acids. NCBI's taxonomy places the organism in Eukaryota, Viridiplantae, Streptophyta, Magnoliopsida, Fabales, Fabaceae. The record is from RefSeq and is a predicted model, not a curated record.
AGGCCAACAAUGGUUCCCAUAAGCAAAACUGGUGACUCUCCCACAGCAACAAUACAUCACAUCAUAAACAUCAUAUUAUGCACUAUAAAACUCUUCUCACUCUUUCACUUCCCUUUCAAUUUCCCUUUCAUCUUCCUUCCAACUUCUAAAACACCAAACACUCUUCAAACUCUUCUCCCAAUGGAAUCACUUAAACCAAACGCGAUUCGAGCUCACUUCGCCGCCAUUUCCAAAACCAUUCGCAUUUUCGAACUCUGCAUCCUCCUUCUCCUCCUUUCCUGGACUCUCACGCGCCUCCCUCUGGCCGUCUCCAUCUCCGCUGACUUCCUCCGUAAACUCGCCGCAAAUCCUCUCUUCAUCUUCGCCGUCUCUAACGCCAUCAUCGCCGCUCUUCUCGCACAAUCCGGCCGUUUCUCUGGCGAAAACACAGACGAACAUGCCGGUGCCGGCAAACUCUACCGCGAGUUUAUGAAUAGCCGUAUUGCGGUUUCAGAUCGCGAACACCAGCCUCCGUCUGUGACCGUUGAAACUCCGCCGGUUGCGUCGGAGGUGAAGUGCCAGGACAAGGAGGUAAUCUCUGAAACCGUUCCGGCUCCGGUUGUUCCAGAUCGCGAAGAUGAAGCGAGUUCCGAUUUUGCUAACUUCCGACGGAGUCAGUCGGAGAAGUGGAAAGGCGAGGCUGGAAAGAUGCAGAGACGGAAACAGCUCCGGCGAUCGGAAACAGAGAAGCUUCGAGAAACUGCUAAAGAAAAUUUGUAUCCGCAAGAUAAACUGAGUAACGAAGAGUUUCAACGCGCCAUUGACGCGUUCAUUGCAAAGCAAAUGAGGUUUCUACGAGAAGAUUCUUCCGCCAUUGUUGUUCGGAAAACUUCGUAGCUUUUAGAUUUUGAAUUCACAAAAGAAAAAAAAAGCGCUGAAAAAUGAAAAUCUAUUUGAAAAAAAAAAUCUAGAAGAGUUAUGAUGGUACUAUCUGUUUUCUUGCAGUGUACACUGUGUACAGUGUUAGUAAUAUUUUUAGCAAUUUGGGGGAAUUAUUAUUAUUUAUCUUUUUCAAAUAUUUUAAUGGUUGGAAUUCGAAUCACAAAUAUU